Messenger RNA from Entrophospora candida, 151 nucleotides. NCBI's taxonomy places the organism in Eukaryota, Fungi, Glomeromycota, Glomeromycetes, Entrophosporales, Entrophosporaceae. The record is from the annotation of a GenBank genome assembly.
CACACCUAAUCCGGUUGUCAUCAAGAAAGGUGGAGACAAUAAAUUAUAUAUAGAUGUUUCAUGGGAAGUACUUGCAAUAGGAGAGAAAGACAAAGUCAUUACCAAAUUUACGUGUUUCAGUGCUGCUGUAACCGUCAAAGACUCUCCUCAG